This is a messenger RNA of Salarias fasciatus (jewelled blenny), 2951 nucleotides long. It is a transcript of the gene ppp1r10, whose product is annotated as protein phosphatase 1, regulatory subunit 10. The record is from RefSeq and is a predicted model, not a curated record. Gene Ontology annotation, cellular component: nucleus; PTW/PP1 phosphatase complex; chromatin. NCBI's taxonomy places the organism in Eukaryota, Metazoa, Chordata, Actinopteri, Blenniiformes, Blenniidae. Gene Ontology annotation, molecular function: metal ion binding; protein phosphatase 1 binding.
ACGUCCCGCUGUGUUCCAGGCAUGGCGGGGGGACCGGUGGACCCCAGGGACAUCCUGAAGGGCGUGGAGGCUCUGCUGGGGAAGGACGGCGAGCUGCGCAGCCUGGAGGGCGUCCCCAAGGUGUUCAGCCUGAUGAAGGCGUCCACCAAGAUGGUGAGCCGCUGCAUGUACAUGAACAUCCUGCUGCAGACCAAGUCCCACGACGUCCUCAACAGGUUCAUCCGGGUCGGCGGCUACCGGCUGCUCAACUCGUGGCUCACGUACUCCAAGAGCACCAACAACAGUCCGCUGCUGCAGCUCAUCCUGCUCACCCUGCAGAGGCUGCCGCUCAAGGUGGACCACCUCAAGCAGAACAACACGGCCAAGCUGGUGAAGCAGCUGAGUAAGAGCGCCGAGACGGAGGAGCUGAGGAAGCUGGCGGCGGUGCUGGUGGACGGCUGGAUGGCCACCAUCCGGUCUCAGAGCGUCUCCGGCAGCGGAGCGUCCCCCGCCGAUAAGAAGAAGAAGAAGGAGGAGAGCAAGGCGCCGCCGCGAGACGUGAAGGAGAAGAGCGGCGGCGACGAGGAGAAGAAGAAGGAGAAGCCCAAAGCUCACGCCCCCAGCCACGCCAAGAUCCGCUCCAUCGGACUGGAGAUUGACCCUGUGAACCCGGCUCCAGCCAAGAAGACCCCCACGGCCCCCCAGCUGGGAGACAAGUACAACAUCAAGCCUCCUGUCCUGAAGAGGCCCAGCUCGGGCCCGUCGGACGCCCCCCCCCUGGAGAAGAAGUACAAGCCCCUCAACAUGCCCUCCAACUCCGCCAAGGAGAUCAAAGUGAAGAUCAUUCCAGCCCAGCCCAUGGAGUGCACCGGCUUCCUGGACGCCCUGAACUCCGCCCCCGUCCCCGGCAUCAAGAUCAAGAAGAAGAAGCCCAGCGCCACCAGCUCCAGCACCAAGGCCAUCUCCCCCACCUCCAACAAGCCCAGCCCGUUUGACAGCAAGUCCCCGUCCUACCUGUCCUCCGCCAAGCCGUCGUCUCCGGACGCCGCCGCCUCCAGCGCCGCCGCUGACGAGAGUCAGGAGCCGGAGCAGCCCGGGACCCCGGUCCCCUCCGAGGACCCCGAGGCCUCAGACCACGGCGAGAAGCCCAACGCGCUGUCGGAGCCUCAGCCGGAGGAGGACAGUCUGACCAGGAAGGGCAAGAAGAAGAAGACGGUCCACUGGGCCGAGGACGAGCAGCUCAAACACUACUUCUACUUCGACCUGGACGAGACGGAGAGAGUCAACGUGAAUAAGAUCAAGGACUUCGGCGAGGCGGCGAAGCGGGAGCUGAUGAUGGACCGGCAGACGUUCGAGAUGGCCCGCCGGCUGUCCCACGACACCAUGGAGGAGCGGGUCCCCUGGACCCCCCCGCGGCCCCUGACCCUGGCCGGCAGCCUGGUCAGCCCCGGGGCCAACAGCACGGAGAAGCUGACCCAGAGGGACCGCGAGAUGGGCAUCCUGCAGGAGAUCUUCCUCAGCAAGGAGAGCGUACCAGACAGCCCUCACGAGCCAGACCCUGAGCCCUACGAGCCCAUGCCCCCCUGCCUGAUCCCCCUGGACGAGGACUCGUCCAUGCUGGAGGACGGCCUGGCGGAGGCCAUGGACACGUCCCAGGCGGCGCUGGCCCCGGACCCGGGCUCCAAGCUGCCCCCGGUUCUGGCCAACCUGAUGGUGAACCUGAACAGCAGCUCGCGCAGCCCCCAGCCCGGCGGGCCCCCGGGGGCCGGCGCCGGCGCCGCCCCCGCCGUCAACGUGCAGGAGCUGCUGUCCUCCAUCAUGGGGGCGUCCGGGGGCCAGUCCACCGAGGACCUCAUCAAGCAGCCCGACUUCUCCGACAAGAUCAAGCAGCUGCUGGGGUCCCUGCAGCAGACCCAGAACCAGAACCAGGCCGGCCCCCCUCCAGUGAACCCGGGCCUGCUGGGACACGGGCCGGGCCUGAACUCCAUGAACCACAUGCAGAUGCCCAUGAACGGAGGCUACCCCCCCGGCGGGGGCCCCGGGGGGCCCGGCGGCCCCCGCUUCAGCCACCCCCCCGCGGCGCACGGCCACGGGCCCCCCUUCAACGCCGGCGGAGGCCCCCGCAUGAUGGGCCCGCCGCCGGGCCAGGGCCGGGGGGACAACGGCAAGUACUGGGGGGACGAGUCCAUGAGGGGCGGCCCCCACAGGGGGGGCCACUUCCACCGGGGGGGCCGCGGCCGCGCCGAGGGAGACAUGGGCUUCAGGGGCCGCGGCCGGGGGGGCCCCAGAGGAGGACACAACAACAUGAACGACAUGUCCAACAGGCCCGUCUGCCGCCACUUCAUGGUGAAGGGCAACUGCAGGUACGAGAGCAACUGUGCUUUCUACCACCCCGGCGUCAACGGCCCCCCCCUGCCCCCCAACUACAGCGCCAACAACCAGCACCACCAGUUCAGGCACUAGCAGGGGGAGGGGCCCCGCCGCCUCCAGUACGGUGGACCAGUGGACGGUCCUGCCAGCGGUCCACAUGACUGAACUCCUCCCAUGCUGCAGACGAGUGGACGCCCCGGCUGAGACCUGAGACCAAACCCGGUGGAGGACGGCCCCCCCGGAGCCACUGACUGGACCUGCCCCUGUGGCCCCUGUGGCCCCUGUGGCCCCUGUGGCCCCUGUGGCCCCUGUGGCCCCUGUGGCCUCCACCCUGUGUAUUACAUGCUCCAGUGUUAUCAGCAGAGGGCGCUGUCCCUCUCUUUCAGUGUUUUCUGUGAAAACAGGACUGUGUGUCUCUUGUGGGACUGAAGAAUGUAUUGUGGUGGGCGCUCCCUCCACCCUCGGUGACGAGCUCCUUCUGGUUUGUGGCCCUUUUUAUUGAUCGGUUGUUCUUUUCUCAGCAGAUGCUGCUGUGGACCGUCAUGCUCUUUUGAUUUCACUUGUUUUUGUACACUUUACUGAAUAAAUGUGUCGACGUGCUG